GCAAUAGUAGUCGUGCAGCCGAAAGGUUAGAACGUGUUCGAGGUGCAUCGAUAGCUCGCGUGUGUGUAUUUCAUACGCACCUUCGCAUUUGGCUUGAUACAUAGAAGAAACAUUCCCUGGCGAGAUGCCGACGUGCACGUGUUCGCUCGAGCGGCAGGCCGAGUACGAGGUGAACCAUGUGUGCGAGCUGAAGCUUCCCGCGGUGCAGGUCGACGAGGAGCUUCACACUCGCAAUAAUCGAAAGGUCGUCCUGCCGAACGGUGAGGCUGGUCUGGAGGAUGAAGAGGAUCGGACCGACGACGCCAUGGAGGUCGAGUGCGCUGUGAGAUACAGAGAUGGCUCAGUGCGUCUCAGGAAUCCGAACAUCGAGCUCAUGGACCAGGACAUCCUGUAUCACCUGGCCCUCGGCAGCGGCUCCCACGACCUCGUCGAGAUGUUCGGUGACAUUAAGUUCGUCUGCAUGGGCGGCACGCCGAAGCGCAUGGAGCAGUUCGCCAACUUCAUAAUGGCCGAGAUCGGACACAAGCUGCCAGCGGGUACGACCCUCCUCGACAUCAGCCAGUAUUCCUACCGGUACUCCAUGUACAAGGUCGGACCCGUCCUCUGCGUCAGCCACGGAAUGGGAAUACCCUCGGUGGGAAUUCUCCUGCACGAGAUCAUCAAGCUGAUGUACCACGCCAAGGUGAAGGACCCGGUGUUCUUCAGGAUCGGCACCUGCGGCGGCGUCGGCAUCGAGGGCGGCACCGUCGUCAUUUCCGAGGAGGCUGUCGACGAGAUGCUCAACCCCUAUUACGAGCAGCACAUCCUGGGCAAAAAAGUCUGCCGGCCAGCGAUACUCGACCGUCAAGUGGUCCGCGAGCUGAAGGCCCUGGCCCACGCGGAAGACCCUUACGACACCGUUUCCGGCAAGACCAUGUGCACGUCCGACUUCUACGAGGGUCAGGGCAGACUCGACGGCGCCUUCUGCGAGUUCAGUGAAACCGAGAAAAACGAGUACUUGAGCAAGCUCCAGGAUGCCGGGGUCGUCAACAUCGAGAUGGAGUGUACCGCCUUCGCGGCCUUGACGCAUCACGCCGGCAUCAAAGCUGGCAUCGUCUGCGUCGCUCUGCUCGAUCGAUUCAAGGGCGAUCAGGUCUGCGCGCCGAAGGAGGUGCUGAACGAGUGGCAGAUGAGGCCGCAGCAGCUGGUCUCGCGAUACAUAAAACGCUACCUGCAACGCAAGGGCCGACUCCACUCGACCGAGAGCCACGGCUCGAUGUGCGUCAAGAGUCCCCGUCGGUUCAAGCUCGUCCAGCAGGAGUCCGAGAACUACGAGUAAAGCCGUCGUCGACGUCCUGUCUCGAAAUUGCAUUUAGAAGGAGGAGAAACAAAAAUAGAGAAAAAAUAUCGACGAGGGGAUCAGCUCUAUUAUGUAUUAUAUAGAGAAAAAAAAGAGAUGGCUUCGCGCAUGCGCUCCUGAAACAAGGUCUGCAGAGAGCCACUGCGCAGGACACGAGAGAGUGUAUUAUUAUAUACCUAGGUGGAUGAAGCAUUGUUUUUUGCGUUGAGUCGAGAGAAAACUGCGCGUGUGCCCACUCGUAUAGGCCGCUAUAGAUAGCAGAGUUGCGUGACGAGUGAGAGAUAGAGAGGUGAAUUUAUGCUGAAAAAAGCAGGUAGUGUGCGCUGAUCGAGGAAAUUUUUUGCGCGUCGCAGCAGGUACGUUACUAUAUGUGCGGAGAAAAAGGACGCGGCGGUGAUCCUGUUUCAUUAUAACCUCUUACACUGUAUUACAAGACCGUAGAUGAAAUUACACCCACACAAGACCAAUAUUUCGGCAGAUACAUAUCGACGUGCGUUAUAGAUACACUUUUACCCCGACGAAUCGUCGUAUUGCUACGGAUUUUCUACGUCCACCCCUCCUGCCCGUAUAUAUGCGAAAUUUUCUCAAGGUCGCUGUUCUGUGCGAGUAUUUCGGUUUCGAACUAAUGCGACGUCUCUUCCGGAAAUUUUAUAGAAUUACUAUGCUUAUGAGGCGAAAUUCGCCUUUGAAAAGGCCCGACGGAGAACGUUCACAAUGUAGUUUUACUUCUGACCUUUCUCGACCGUGCUUUUUCGAAACUUUGAGUUUCUUCCUUGCUCUUCAGCGUUACACUAUCGUUAUACCGUAAUAUCGAUUUCAGACGAAUUCCAAGAUAAUUUUUUCAAUUUCUCCUCGUUUAAUUAUUAUCGAAUUCAAAAUACAAACACCGGAAGGUCGUCCCCGCACUCUUCACGCACGCGAGUAACGCGAGCAAGUUCAAAUUUGAUUCUUAGCCUGCUUGUGACGUACGAAGAAGGGAAAGAAAUGAAACGCGGGCGUUUGCAGGCCACAACGAAAAGUCUGGUAGAGGCAUUUUAGAUUAGUUGGCCCACCGUUUUCUUCGUCGUCCGGUGAGCAUCGGUGUAAGUACACACGUCGAUACUGUGCGACUGUCUGUAUGUUUAUGUAUGUUUAUGUGUUCAGUAACGUAGAUGUGAAGUGUAGAACUAUUAGUUUAAGAGACACGAGCGAUCUUGUACUCGGGUAUAGGUACACCGAUGCAUCCGUGACGCGAUCGAGAUGCGGUAUAUGUAUGGGUAAGAUAUUUCAAUGACAGUUUAUCGAUUCUCGAAGCCAAUAUAACUUUACCGUCUGUAUAAUUCUGAAACUUCAUUCCGGACUGAUCUUUUUCAAAUCCUCUUCGACAUGUUCAAAGCUUCCUGGAAUUCGACUGGGUUAUUGCUUUCGCGUAUUAUUAUUAUAAUGAAUCAAUCGUUUGAAAACGUUACGUAUAUACACCGGUAUAUCUAAGGGUUUCUGACGUUUCGAACAUUCAAUUCGAAUAAAAAGGAUAAAAACACGCGCAAGUAGUAUACGGCAAGCCCCACAACUUUCUCACUAAUUACAGUACAAAACACGUUGUUUAUCGUCACCGAUUAAUCCGAGAACAUGGUGAGUCUUGAAGUGAUUUCAUUUUACAUUGGUUGUGAUUUCAAACGACAAAGACUCUAUUGUAAAAAUACUGUAUAUGAUUUCGAGUACACAUAUCUUGAGGCACUUUAAAAUUCUAAAAAUUGCAGUUACGAAAACUUUAUUAUAUUCAAUAUAUCUCUAUAUAACACCACUGAUUUUUAACACUCUUCUGUGUUAUACACUUGUAUUCAACGCACAUUGAAUUGAAUGAUUACUUCGUUGUACGUAAUUGCAGCUGUUGACGUAUUUUUUUACACAAGAUGAUGCCGAGAGAAAAAAAAUGCGAUAAAGAUACGAAUUCAAGUUACAGCAAUAGUUAUUUCAUAGGUGGUUGCCCGCGGGAGUUGAUAUGAAAAACCAAAACGCCAAGUUUCGAAGCUAGAUUACUAUAUAAAUGUUGCAGGUUAACUAUUACGUAUACCAUUUAUUAUUGAGAAUAAAUACGAUGAGUUUUAGCGAGGAGAAUAAAAAGAAAUCUUGUUGAUGAGCGCCUAUAUCUCUUUCUUCGUCGCUCGAGAAAGAAUUAUGAACUUGUUGAGCGAUUAAUUAAAUAAUUGACGAUUACAAAGUUCCCGAGAACUUGUGUGAAAUUUACGAAAAACGGAAAAAAUUGCAAAAAAAAAAGAAGUAAGGAGGAGAAACGACGUUUGAUCGUAGCAAGAAUAAGUUGUUGUAUAAGAACCAAUUACUCGUAAAAUGAAAAAUAACCGCGUGUUCUUUCUGUGUCUGACGAUUAUACAGAUAAUUGAAAAUCUAAGAUGGAUAUAGCUAUAUCGUUACAUUGAAAUAAACAUGUGAUACGAUAAUACACUGAGAUAUGGUUAAAUGCUUAUUUCAAGAUAACGAAAAAUUUAGUCUAAAAAUAAUACAACAACUGUAUGUCACACGUAAUCCGAGAAACUAAAAUUCCGCACAAGCGAAUCGCGCACCGCCGACGCUUAUAACAAUAAAAAAAAAAAAAAGGACCAGCAGCGUAGCUCGCUAUAUCGUUUUUGCUAAGGUGGUUACGUUUUGCGUGAAACAACGACAUGUGUCUGUGAUGCGAAUUUUCGCUGUUAUUAAGUGUUACGAGAGCUGCGCCAACCGAACGCUAUAUUGAUAUACGAGGAUAACUAUUAGGAGAGGCCGCGAGAUGCGCACUUGUCGCCCUUUUCAAAUCGCACUAAAUUCAUAUCUCUAACUAACGUAGCGUGUUGCAACAAUGAUAAAUUUGUAUUUUUAAUCCGAAUCUAUAACAGUCUAACCGAUAAGAAGAAGAAAACAAUCAGCGGCAAGUGCGCCUCGUUGGUUUUCAAAUUUUUCGCCGAUUCCCUUAGUGCGCUACUUUUACUUGGUAGAGCGUAUUAACGCAGAGACGGCUACGUCGAGUUGAACAGCAAAAUGAAAAAAAAAAAAGAAGAAAUUAUUGUAUCGUCUGUUGUAUUGCAUUGUAUUCGUAUUGUAUUGCAUAUUCUACAUUGUAUCGUGAAAUUGAGUGUUCCUCUGUCGAUUCCGAUAGGCAUUAUACCGUUUUAAAAUACAAAAAAAAAACCAGAGUUAUUACAUACAUUACGCAUCCAAGUGCUUACUGUAAUCCGCAAGUUCGUUAUAGCAGAUGAGUGUAUAAGGCAAGAAGAUGAAAAGAAAACACGACGAUAAAUAAAAUCUGUAUUGCGUAUAUAUUUAGAACGAACGUAUACAGAAAAAAGCCCCGCCGUAACUGGAGCUUUUACAUGUAUAUAAUAUAUACGACAUUAUACACGUGCGUUACUACUAGCCGUGACAAAAAAAAAAAAAGAAGUAAAUAAUAAUAAAAAAAGAGUAUUUUUGCGGUCGAUCGUUCCAGAGAGAUUGGGUAUCGUUUUUCUUGUCGCGUUUUAUGCGAGACGCUCGCGAUGAAGACUGCGGCAGCGGUGGUCCCUCGAUUUUCCGAAAAUCACGCGGUGUGCUGGUCACUAUUACGUUCGAGAUCGAAGAUCUACUUGCGGAGGGUACGCUGCACGGCUGGUGUUGAUCGGUUCGUGGCGUUAUAAAAGGGGCAAUAAAAAGAGAGGCUAAUUAUUGAAAAACA
Messenger RNA from Nasonia vitripennis (jewel wasp), 5021 nucleotides. Its product is annotated as uridine phosphorylase 1. Gene Ontology annotation, biological process: uridine catabolic process; nucleotide catabolic process. The coding region runs from base 125 to 1318 and encodes 397 amino acids. Gene Ontology annotation, molecular function: uridine phosphorylase activity. The transcript is spliced from 6 exons. The record is from RefSeq and is a predicted model, not a curated record. Gene Ontology annotation, cellular component: cytoplasm; cytosol. Lineage: Eukaryota; Metazoa; Arthropoda; Insecta; Hymenoptera; Pteromalidae.